AUGCCUGUCCACCAGCUCCUACCCGGCCUCUUGCUUCUGCUCUGGCUGCCCGCCAGCCUGGCCCGCCAUGGCCCCCCGCUCUGGGGGGGGCCCCACCCCCACGGGACCCCACGCUGCUACUCAGCCGAGGAGCUGCCCCUCGGCCAGGCCCCACCACACCUGCUGGCUCGAGCUGCCAAGUGGGAGCAGGCUCUGCCUGUAGCCCUGGUGGCCAGCCUGGAGGCGGGGGGCCGCAGAAGGCGGCACGACGAGCCCCCGGCUGGGACCCAGUGCCCGGUGCUGCGGCCUGAGGCGGUAUUGGAAGCGGACAUCCACCAGCGCUCCAUCUCGCCCUGGAGAUACCGCGUGGACACCGACGAGAGCCGCUACCCGCAGAAGCUGGCCUUCGCCCAGUGCCUGUGCAGGGGCUGCAUCAGCGCCAAGACGGGCCGGGAGACGGCCGCGCUCAACUCCGUGCCGCUGCUGCAGAGCCUGCUGGUGUUCCGCCGCCGGCCCUGCUCGCGGGACGCCUCGCGGGUGCCCACACCCGGGGCCUUCUCCUUCCACGCCGAGUUCAUCCGCGUGCCCGUCGGCUGCACCUGCGUCCUGCCCAGGUCGGCACAGUGA
Messenger RNA from Zalophus californianus (California sea lion), 606 nucleotides. RefSeq names its product interleukin 17C (gene IL17C). NCBI's taxonomy places the organism in Eukaryota, Metazoa, Chordata, Mammalia, Carnivora, Otariidae. Gene Ontology annotation, biological process: inflammatory response. Bases 1 to 606 code for a protein of 201 amino acids. The record is from RefSeq and is a predicted model, not a curated record. The transcript has 2 exons. Gene Ontology annotation, cellular component: extracellular region. Gene Ontology annotation, molecular function: cytokine activity.